AUGGCAAUUGCCAUAGUUUAUAUGGCUAAAGAAUUCAACUGGGAUCAUAGUAUACAAGGCUAUGUAAUAUCGUCACUUUAUUUUGGAUAUUUUAUAACUAUAAUUACAGGAGGUAUGCUUGCUGAUAAAUUCGGUGGAAAGAGAAUAUUGAGCAUGGCUGCAGCAGCUUGGACACUCUUUACUUUACUCACUCCAAUUUCUGCCAGAAUAAACGUAUACUGUCUUAUAUUGUGCAGGAUUUGUUUAGGAAUGGGUGAAGGUCCAACAUAUCCAUCUGUUCAUUCAUUAAUUUCAAAAUGGUUUCCACCCGAAGAACGAACUAGAGCUAUUACUUUGGCAGGUGUUACAAAUUUUAUCGGUAUGGUAAUCACUAUGCCAAUUUCAAAUCUAUUGGGCUCGAGUCAGUUUGGCUGGGAAAGUAUUUUUUGGGUAUUUGCAAUCGUCGGUUCUAUUUGGUCCGCUAUUUGGUAUUUUUAUGGAAAAAGUGAUCCUAGAGACUACCCAGGAAUUAGCAAAGAAGAAUUGAAUUGGAUUUUGAAAAGCGAAUCAACUGUUUAUUCCGAAGUUAAUUCCAGAAACUAUCAAUUAAGAUCUAGGCAAUACAUUACGAUUACUGACGAUGAUCUUAGCAUUUCUGAAAGCGAAAAUGAUAUGUUACUACCGAAGAAUCUAGUAUCAACAAGACCAUAUUAUGCACAUAAAAUUCCUUGGAAAUUGAUAUUUUCUCGCCGUGAAGUGUGGGCAAUUUUACUCUGUCAAUUUUUUAGCUCUUGGAGCUAUUUUAUUUUGCUUAAUUGGUUACCAAUAUUUUAUUAUGAAUAUUUUCAUGUAGACAUUCAUUUAAUUGGAUUCUACACCGUUGGUUGUAUCUGUGAUUAUGCGAUUCAUCAAUUAAAAAUUCGCGUUAUAACUGUGCGAAAAUCUGUCAAUAUAAUUGGAUCCUUUGGAAUAUCGAUACCUCUUUUAUUGAUAACAUAUUUGGCAAAAACUUCAUUUGAAGGAUUAUUGAUGAUAACAAUUGGUUUUGCAUUAUACUCAUUCCAAGCUUCGAGUUUUGUCGUAUCUCAGUUGGAUAUUGCACCAAAAUAUGCGGGUGUAAUGUGUGCCUUAGGAAUUAUUAGUGGGAUGGUCCCAGCUUUUUUCGGUGUAGCAUUAACGGGUUGGAUAUUAGAAGUUACUGCUAAUAAUUGGAGUAUUAUUUGGCGUAUAUGUUCUCUACUUAAUAUUAUUGGAACAGCAAUUUAUUUUGCCUGGGCUGGUGGAGAGGUAGUAGUUGAUUGA
This is a messenger RNA of Dentiscutata heterogama, 1281 nucleotides long. The record is from the annotation of a GenBank genome assembly. NCBI's taxonomy places the organism in Eukaryota, Fungi, Glomeromycota, Glomeromycetes, Diversisporales, Gigasporaceae.